Pygocentrus nattereri (red-bellied piranha) is the source of this 4118-nucleotide messenger RNA. It is a transcript of the gene dvl3a, whose product is annotated as dishevelled segment polarity protein 3a. Lineage: Eukaryota; Metazoa; Chordata; Actinopteri; Characiformes; Serrasalmidae. The transcript is spliced from 15 exons. The record is from RefSeq and is a predicted model, not a curated record. Gene Ontology annotation, molecular function: frizzled binding. The coding region runs from base 1 to 2031 and encodes 676 amino acids. Gene Ontology annotation, biological process: intracellular signal transduction; canonical Wnt signaling pathway. Gene Ontology annotation, cellular component: cytosol.
AUGGGGGAAACCAAAGUUAUCUACCACCUCGACGAGCAGGAAACUCCGUACCUGGUCAAGCUGGCCGUGCCUGCGGAGAGGGUCACUCUCUCGGACCUCAGAAACGCGCUCAAGAAGCCAAACCACAAAUUCUUCUUCAAGUCUAUGGACGACGACUUCGGGGUGGUCAAGGAGGAGAUCACGGACGAUAACGCCAAACUGCCCUGCUAUAACGGACGAGUGGUGUGCUGGCUAGUGUCAGCAGACGGGUCGCACUCGGACGGAUGCUCGGUGGCCGAGAGCCAGUCGGAGCGGCCGCCCUCGGGAGAGAGAUCGCAGGGCAUCGGUGACUCCAGACCGCCCUCAUUCCAUCCAAAAGCUGCAGGCAGCCGGCAUGGUGUGGACGACGAGACGGAAACGGACUCGGUGGUGUCCCACCGGAGAGAGAGAGACAGGCCCCGAAAGAAACACUCGCACGAUCAUCCAGGUGGGAGGAUGAAUGGCUACUCACGGGUGGGCAGAGGGAUGGACUUGGGUGGCUACGACAGUCGCUCUUCUCUCAUGAGCAGUGAGCUGGAGUCCAGCAGCUGCUUCGACUCUGACGACGACGGAUCCACCAGCCGCUUCAGCAGUGUGACGGAACAGAGCGGUUCCUCGCGCCUGAUGAGACGACAUCGCCGGCGGCGACGGAAACCCAAAGCUCAUCACAUGGAGAGGUCUUCAUCUUUCAGCAGCAUCACAGACUCCACAAUGUCCCUGAAUAUAAUCACUGUCACUUUAAACAUGGAGAAGUAUAACUUCCUGGGCAUCAGUAUCGUGGGGCAGAGCAACGAACGAGGCGACGGGGGAAUCUACAUCGGCUCCAUCAUGAAGGGCGGCGCCGUGGCGGCCGAUGGUCGAAUCGAACCUGGAGACAUGCUGCUGCAGGUAAAUGAUAUUAACUUUGAGAACAUGUGCAAUGACGAUGCAGUCCGAGUGCUGAGGGACAUCGUGCACAAGCCCGGACCUGUCUCUCUGACGGUUGCCAAGUGCUGGGAUCCGAACCCCAACAGCUGUUUCGCUCUGCCCAGGAGUGAACCCAUCCGACCGAUCGACCCUGCAGCCUGGGUGUCCCACACCGCAGCAAUGACGGGCAUCUAUCCCCCGUACGGCAUGAGCCCCUCCAUGAGCACAGUGACCUCCACCAGCUCCUCCAUCUCCAGCUCCAUCCCUGAGACUGAACGUUUUGACGACUACCACCUGUCUGUACACAGCGACAUGGCGACAGUAGCCAAGGCAAUGGCUUGUCCUGACUCGGGGCUGGAGGUUCGAGACAGGAUGUGGCUGAAAAUCACCAUAGCCAACGCCUUCAUUGGGUCAGAUGUGGUGGACUGGCUCUUCCACCAUAUGGAGGGCUUUGCAGAUCGGCGGGAAGCACGUAAAUAUGCCAGCAACCUCCUGAAGGCCGGCUUCAUCCGCCACACUGUCAACAAAAUCACCUUCUCCGAGCAGUGCUACUACGUGUUCGGAGACCUCUCUGGCAACAUGGCCCACCUCUCCCUGCAUGACCAGGAUGGCUCCAGCGGGGCUUCUGAUCAGGACACUCUCGCUCCUCUGCUCCAACCGGCCGAGGCUCCGUGGCCCAGCUUCCCCUACCAGUACCCUGCUCCUCACUCACUGCAGGAUGGACCACAGGCGUAUUCAGAGGCAGGAGGAGGCAGUCCUGGCAGCCAGCACAGCGAAGGGAGCAGUGGUUCGAACUGCAGCUGGAGCCGGAUGGAGGGGAGGGCGGGACCGGUGGACUUCAGGCUGGCCGGGGCGAACGAGACUGGGGACGCACCAGAGUUCGACUUCCGCCGAGAGCGAGCAGCCAGCGAGCGCUCAGCGGCGCCCCCUAGCGAAGGCAGCAUGCGGAGCUCCCGCUCACACACCUAUAGCCUCAUGCACGGAGUGGCUCGAGGUGCACCGGGGUCGCCCUCGGGACGCCACCUCGCCCACGUCCCCUCAGAGCUCACCAGCUCCCGCCGCUCCUGCAGCACCGCCAACGGGGAGUUCUUCGUCGAUAUCAUGUGACUGUGCGGCUGUACGGGUGCAGAGGCGCCUGGAACGUUUCGCUUUCUGAACUUGGAAACAUGACCAGGGAUCAUUUUACGGUUAGGUUGGGAAAGAGUAGAUUUUAGAGCGGUAGUUUGGUGAAAAUCUGGUUUACACGGUUUUCUCCUGUACCUGAAAGGUCUGAAGGUGCUUCGUUAGGUUGGCACUGGAGCUGCAAGGCAAAUGAAGCUAAGUAAAGGAAGCUUAUUUAUGUAAGACAUAUGUAAAAAUGAACCGCCUAAAUUCAGGCUUCACUGGGCUGACAAAGAUCACAUUUCCCAAAACACAAUUAUAAAAUAUCAGCUGUCAGAGUUUUGUCUUUAUUUAUAGAUAUCAGUGUCAGAAACUACAUAAACCCGUCUAUCAACUGAACAGCUGUACACAGUUUGAGGUGAGUGUGAUGAUGUAGGCGUGCAGUUUGCACUAGGGAUGCACCAAUCAGCCACUUUUUCCCUUCCCUAUAUUUAUAUUAUAUAAUGAGCAUAUCGCUACUCUCAGAAGAAAACCUCGUAUCUCCAUUUUUGACAUUUUUCAUUUUGUGAAAUCAUUUGAAAAUAUCUGUUGCUCUUUAUAUUGUGUGUAAAUUUCAUGAUGGAAACGACCCAAAAUGAUUGGUUCCAUUGACUUGCAUUAAGAGGAAAGGAGUUUUUUACCAUUUUGGAGAUACGAGGUUUUCUUCCGAUGCGAUCCGUGACGGACUGCCGUCGUCUGCGUAGAUAACUUUUUCAGGGCUGUGACAAGUCGCUGUGUUCUUUGACGUGGUUUAUCGUAAUUGGGCUUAAUUAAAUGAUAUAUAUUGAAAUCCUUGCUGAUGGGGCUCCCCUCACCAUACUGGCUGUACAGCUUUCGCGCUGAGCGUUUUAUUGACUUCUUGUCUCAAACGUCAACUCGAUCCCACACGGCUGCCGCGUUGCCUGUUUCAGUCAAGAUCCAUCUACUGGUCUGCGUGUGCAUCACAAAUUGCUUCGUGGUGUCGGUACAGGAGCGAUAUCCAUACGGCGUCAGUGCGGCGCUCAGUUUAAUGGCCAGUUCUGGUUUUACCGUCAGCUUGGCAGAUGGAUUCCAGUGUUGGCUGAUUCCAGUCAGGCGUCUAGUUACGCACAGCGUUCGCUGGUGUACAUAAGCUUCCAUUACUUCUUACCUACAUUAGUCUCGUGUCUCCAAAGCAGAUCUCAGACACCAAACGGGGAAAGGGGAAAGCUGUGUUUAUCCAAGUUUAUUCCGGACUAUCUCUUCAAGCCCCAGCAUUUGUAUAGAGGUAGCAUACUUGAAUGGAUGUUCACCCUCAUUAAUAGAGAAGCAGGCCUGUUCCUCCCACUAGAGGUCCGAUCACUAAUUUCUUGGUUAGAGUUAAAGGUAUAAUCUACUGACAGGAGAGCAGCUGAGAAACGAUAAUCCUACGGAUGAGCUUUGGUCUCAGAUGACCCAGAUGAACUGGCUGAAGGUGAAUGUAGCGCAGACGACGACGACGAUGACAAGUGUCCAAAUCCGAAGAGCUCUUUUCCGGCUCCGCUGUAGUGUUUUGGGAAAUUUUUAACUUGUUUUUUUUUUUUAAAUAUCCGUUUCUCCUCUGAAUGUUUCUAUAACAAUGCAUUUUUUUAUUAACCAAGAAUAUAUUUUUGGAGGUUUGUCAGCAAUAAUGUGUUGGGAGAUUUUUAAAAGUGCGGAGAAGUUGUUCUUUUUUUAUUUAUAAAGAUAGAUAUAUAUGUCUGUGUGUACGACGGCUCCAGCAGGAUCGGUUUGCGUUUGUUUACCUGAAGGAAUCUGGGUUUGAAGCGCAGCUGUGCCGUGCGCCCUACGUCGCAAAGGGUCCAGGCUAUGACCGGGAUUGGCUGCGAGGGAUGCCAGGGUCCGUCUCUUUGCUGGUCCAGCUAGUGUGUCCGCUUUGUCACAGCCAGUUCUCCUCUGAACGUGCGGUGAUGCUGCGUUUUGAGAAAUAAUUUGAAAAGAUGUAACGGCAGGCUUUGAGUUCCUGCAGUAUCCCUACAGAGAUGGUGGGAAUAGGCUAGAGUGGGACGAAAAUUUGGCAAAAAAAAAAAGAAUAAAGAAUUGGUUUUGCAGUGUGA